Molecule: messenger RNA, 6304 nt
Organism: Oncorhynchus masou masou (cherry salmon)
Lineage: Eukaryota; Metazoa; Chordata; Actinopteri; Salmoniformes; Salmonidae
Product: serine/threonine-protein kinase 10-like
Exons: 19
Coding region: 289-3318 (1009 amino acids)
Biological process (GO): protein phosphorylation
Molecular function (GO): protein serine/threonine kinase activity; ATP binding; protein binding
Source: RefSeq, a predicted model, not a curated record
UUAUUCUCCAUAACUGGUUACUAUGUUGCAGCAGGUGGUCAUUGUGUGCAGUGACAAGUCAAGUGAAUGGAAAUAUUACGUUUUUUUUUUAUGACAACGCGUGAUUAAAUAUUUUAGAACGUGUUUUUGACGGCUUAUUUUCUUAUAUGAAAGGUUUGUGAUUAUAAAUCCAGGUAGCUUUCCCCCGAAUACUUUUGUAUUCUAACAAGAGUGAAACUCAGAAUAGUUGCCGUGUCUUGAGAAACGUGGCUUUUAUGAACAGCUUUUAUUGCAUUUUUGCGGCGAACCAUGGCUUUUGCUAAAUUCAGCAAAAUACUUCGCCUGUCUAAUUUUGACAUAAAAAAGAAGGCAAAACAAUACGAACACGUUCAUCGAGACAUCAAUCCUAAUGACCAAUGGGAAAUUAUCGGAGAGUUGGGUGAUGGGGCUUUUGGAAAAGUUUACAAGGCCAAGAAUAAGGAGACUGGAGCGCUGGCUGCAGCCAAAGUCAUUGAGACGAAGACUGAGGAGGAGCUGGAGGAUUACAUGGUGGAGAUAGAUAUCCUGGCCAAGUGUGACCACCGCUACAUCGUCAAACUGUUGGACGCCUUCUACCAUGAUGCCAAGCUCUGGAUCAUGAUCGAGUUCUGCCCUGGAGGAGCCGUAGACGCUACUAUGUUAGAGCUGGACCGGGGCCUGAUGGAACCUCAGAUUCAGGUGAUCUGCAGACAGACGCUGGAGGCCCUGGUCUACCUCCACAGCAUCAAGAUCAUCCACAGAGACUUGAAGGCCGGGAACAUCCUCCUCACCCUGGAGGGAGACAUCAAGCUAGCGGAUUUUGGGGUGUCAGCGAAAAAUACCAAAACCCUACAAAGAAGGGACUCUUUCAUAGGAACACCAUACUGGAUGGCUCCGGAGGUGGUGAUGUGUGAGACUAUGAAGGACGCUCCAUAUGACUACAAGGCUGACAUCUGGUCCCUUGGUAUCACCCUGAUCGAGCUGGCCCAGAUCGAGCCCCCGCACCACGAACUCAACCCCAUGAGGGUCCUGCUGAAGAUAGCCAAGUCUGAGCCCCCUACCCUGGAGCAGCCCAACAAGUGGUCACAGGAGUUUAAGGAUUUCCUGAAAAAGUCGUUGGAUAAGAAUCCGGAGAGUCGGCCAAACGCAGCCCAGCUCCUGGAGCACCCCUUUGUUUGCUCUGUGAAGACCAACAGACCCUUGCGAGAGCUGGUUGCUGAGGCGAAGGCUGAAGUCAUGGAGGAAAUCGAGGACAAUCGAGAGGAAGGAGAGGAGGAGGACACCGCUGAGCUCUCAGUCCCAGUGCCUCCAGGCAUGGACCCGUCUCAAACCAUUCUACAAGGGGACAGUGCCCCAGACACACUCACCAAAACCCCCGUGGGGGAGGCCAAACCCCCCGUGAGACCUUCCCGCACGAGGGAUGGCCAGCCGAUCGACCGACAGCUCCCUGAUGAGGGCAUCAGCAUUGUGGACUUUGACAAGCCCGAGAGCGAGGCCUCUGGCAAGGUCUUCUCCAGCUCCGACUCGGGCAUUGAGGAUGGGAAGAGCACCUCGGAUGAGGGCAAGCCUGUGGACACCCCUCUGACAGAGAAACCGGCCCUGCUGGCACAGCCCGAGAUGGUACCAAAAAUACCCCAAAGCCAGUUGGCGGUGAAGGGAGGAAGCGCCAGCAUGGCCAGUGGGGUGGUUCCCGUGAUUGGGGAAAAAGGGCCCCCCACCCCUACCCCAGACCCCACACCUUUGAUCGGGCUGAACGGCAGCAUGAAGAGAGGGCCUUCGAAAAGGGAGAGGGUCCCAAUAGGGGCUAACAUGGACAACCCGAUGGCCCACCACAACGCCAAUGGCAUGAUCUCCAAGAGGUACUCUGACGCGGGCAGCGUGUCUGCUUCUGAGAGCAUGGACAUCAGCCUCAACCUGUCAGGAGACAUGUCAGUCAACAAGGACGAUGGAUCCCUCUGCCCCAGGGUGGACUCUCGUUUCUCCAGUAAGACGUUGAAGCGCACCAGGAAGUUUGUCAUUGAUGGCUUGGAGGUCAGCGUGACCACAUCCAAGAUCAUCGGCGAUGAUGAGAAGAAAGAUGAAGAGAUGAGGUUUCUCAGGCGUCAGGAGCUCCGGGAUCUGCGGCUGCUGCAGAAGGAGGAGCACCGUGCCCAAGCGUUACUGAACACAAAGCUGGACGCUCAGAAGGAGCAGAUGCAGCGACGCUUUGACCAGGAGAUGAACGCGAAGAAGAAGUUCUACGACACGGAGCUGGAGAGCCUGGAGAAGCACCAGAAGCAGACCAUUGAGAAGAUGGAGACGGACCACGCCAUUAAGCUCAGGGACGAGACCAAACGCAUCCGCUCCGAACAGGACCGCGACUACAACAAGUUCCAGGAUCAGAUGAAGCGCAACAAAAAAGAGGUGAAGAACGAGAUUGAGAAGCUCCCCCGAAAGUCACGGAAAGACAGCAUGAAACAGAGCAUGAACACCUUUACACAGAUGAAACAAACGGAGGAGCAGAACUUCCUGUCGGCCCAGAAGAACCACCUGGACACAACGCUGAAGAGGAUAAUUUCGGAGAACAAGAGGGAGAUCUCCGAGACAGAGAGGCAGUGUCUCAACAAGAAGCAGAACCUUGUCAGAGACAGGGAAGCUACUAUCUGGGACCUAGAUGAGAAGAACCUUCAUGAGAAGCACCAGUUACUGAAACAGCAGCUAAAAGACCAGUACUUCCUCCAACGGCACCAGCUGCUCAAGAAGCAUGAGAAGGAACAAGAGCAGAUGCAGUGCUACAACCAGAGGAUGAUUGAGCUGCUGAAGGCCCGGCAGCAGCAGGAGAAGGGUCGCCUGCCCAAGAUCCAGCGCAGCGAGGGCAAGACCCGCAUGGUCAUGUUCAAGAAGAGCCUCCGCAUCAACUCCACGGGCAGCACGUCGGAGGACCGCGAGAAGAUCAAACAGUUUGCCCAGCAGGAGGACAAGCGUCAGAAGGCUGAGCGGCUGCACCAGCAGCAGAAGCAUGAGCACCAGAUGAGGGACAUGAUGGGCCAGUGUGAGGGCAACGUCAGGGAGCUCCAGCAGCUACAGAAUGAGAAGUGCCACCUACUCAUUGAGAACGAGACUCAGAGGCUCAAGUCUCUGGAUGAGCAGCACAACCACCAUCUCAAGGAGUGGAGGGAGCAGCUCAAGCCCAGGAAGAAGGCUCUGGAAGAGGAGCUGACCCAGAGGAAGAGGGAACAGGAGGUGUUCUUUAAGAUGAGUGAGAACUCUGAGUGCCUGAGCCCCAGCUCCCCAAACAAACUCACCAAGUUCCUCCCUUACUCUGAAUCCUCUACAACGUAGACCGGCAUCUCACCACCCCCCCCCCCCCCAACACCCUUAUCCCACACCAUGCCCAGAAGGACCACUGUCAGCUUCCUCAUUCCUCCUGAACUUUUAUUUCAUUUUUAAGGAAUAGUUAUGUUUUAAGUCCUGUUUAUAAGAUUUUAUUAACUCAAGAUGGCAAAGAUUGGUCAUAUUUUCUUUGAGGAUUGUCUUUAACUCCACAUGUGCAUCAGGCUGCUUGAUAGUUAGGGUGUUCUUCAUCCAUGCAGUGUUUCCUUUUUCAUUCUUAUUAAUAUUGCCUACAGCACCAAAUUGCCAGCACCAAAUUGACUCAGAUCCCCAUUGGUUUGUCUACCCAAUAAGCAUGAGACUAACCUAAUAGUUAGAAGGGUCUGUUGGGGAGAUGCAUCCCAUAUCCCAAAGAGGGUCAGUUGAGGAGUAGUAGUUUAGGUGCAAUGUGGAACACAAUAUUUCUUUUUACUUCAGACAAUGCUGUGUUGGUGGGAGCCAAUGAAAACGCACUUUUGUUUCACUGCAAUAUCGGUCUCCUUCCAAAGAGUUUCUCGCUUAAUGAACACACCCAAGUAUGGCGCACACUAACUCGGCAAAAAAAGAAACAUUUCAGAAAAUGUCACGUAAAUAUUUGUAUGAACAUAAGCUUAAACAACUGAGGCAUAAACUGAACAAGUUCCACAGACAGGUGACUAACAGAAAUUGAAUGGGGGGGGGUCAAAAUAAAAAAUAAGACAGUAACUGGUGUGGCCACCAGCUGCAUUAAGUACUGCAGGGCAUCUCCUCAUGGACUGUACCAGAUUUGCCAGUUCUUGCUGUGAGAGGUUACCCCACUCUUUCACCAAGGCACCUGCCAUUUCCCGGACAUUUCUGGGGGGGAAAGGCCCUAGCCCUCACCCUCUGACACAACAGGUCCCAGAUGUGGACAUUGGGAUUGAGAUCCGGGCUCUUCACUGGCCAUGGCAGAACACUGACAUUCCAGUCUUGCAGGAAAUCACACGUAGAAUGGCUAGUGGCAUUGUCAUGCUGAAGGGUCAUGUCAGGACGAGCCUGCAGGAAGGGUACCACAUGAGGGAGGCGGUUGUCUUCCCUGUAACGCACAGAGUUAAGAUUGCCUGCAAUGGGGACAAGCUCAGUCCGAUGAUACUGUGACACACCACCCCAGACCAUGACGGACCCUCCAUCUUCAAAUUGAUCCUGCUCCAGAGUACAGGCCUCUGUGUAACUCAAUCCUUCGACAAUAAACAUGAAUCCGACCAUCAACGCUUACAACAGGCCUACAAGCCCUCAGUCCAGCCUCUCUCAGCCUAUUGCGGAUGGUCUGAGCACUGAUGGCGGGAUUGUGUGUUCCUGGUGUAACUCGGGCAGUUGUUGUUGCCAUCCUGUACCUGUCCCGCAGGUGUGAUGUUCAGAUGUACCGAUCCUGUGCAGGUGUUACACGUGGUCUGCCACUGCGAGGACGGACAGCUGAUUGUCCUGUCUCCCUGUAGCGCUGUCUUAAGCGUCUCACGGUACGGACAUUGCAAUGUAUUGCCCUGGCCACAUCUGCAGUCCUCAUGCCUCAUUGCAGCAUGCCUAAGGCUUAUCACACAGAUGAGCAGGGACCCUGGGCAUCUUUCUUAUGGUGUUUUUCAGAGUCAGUAGAAAGGCCUCUUUUGUGUCCUAAGUUUUCAGAACUGUGACCUUAAUUGCCUACCGUCUGUAAGCUGUUAGUCUUAAUGACCGUUCCACAGGUGCAUGUUCAUUGAACAAGCAUGGGAAACAGUGUUUAAACCCUUUACAGUGAAGAUAUUUGGAAUUUUACGAAUUCUCUGAAAGACGGGGUCCUGAAAACGGGACGUUUCUUUUUUUGCUGAGUUUAUAUCAAGUUGCCAAAUUUUCUUUUGACAUUUCUCUAUUACUUUACAAAGAUCAGCACAGAGCAUGAUCUUCAGAAUUCACUUUCUUUCUGUUAACACAGUGAAUUAAUAGAAUUCCCAGCGAAAUCAGUUUCACGAACUUGGACUGUAAUUCGCUUUUGAUAAAAGCAUCUGCUAAAUGGCAUAUUGUAUUAUAUAUUAACUUAAAAUUGCAUUAAAAUGCUCAGAUCAUUUGCCCUUGUUUCAAUCAUAAUAGAGCCCUAGUUUUACAAUUUGAUGAGAUGAGCUUAAACACGUAAUGAAUACAGGAGAAGUCAGGGAAAAGUACUUUGUAGUCCAAUUUAUUUUAGUUUUUUUAAUUCGAGGGUUGAAGAAAAUGAUUUUUGAGUUGAUUGUGUUCAUGUCGUAAAUGUCUUUCUGUGCUGCAUUUUUACUGUAAAGGCAAUACUAGCACACUGGAUGGGAACUAAAAGGCAAAGUGGAAUACUGUCUUUGUAGGAAUCUUAAUAGAUAAGUUUUACAUUUAAUUAAGUGUGUUGGGUUUAUUUUCCAUGGUUUGUUGAUAAUACAUGUACUGUCUGCUAACGAAAGUGCAAUAUGUAAUUUUUCCUCCACCAAAUGUGCCUUUCUUUGCACUGAAAGGAGUAUACUAAGUUAUGAGGUAGUGCAUCGGAGCUAUUUUGCAGUUAAUAUGUAUCCUGCUGCUUUUGAAAAGGGGGCUUGUUUUCUUGACCAAUUAGACCUGUUAGAUCACUGGAGGCCCGAGCGGCUGCGGAUAUUCGCUCUUACCUUCUACUUGAUUGAUAAAUGAAGGUCACUGAUUAGUAAGGAACUCCCCACACCUGGUUGUAUAAGUCUUAAUUCAAAGGAAAAGCCAGCAGGCGCUAGGAAUGGGUUUGACAGCGCUGUGUUAAUCUACAGUAAUUUGGUCAACUAUCAGGUACAACUACUCUCUCAAUAUGUAUUUUAAUUUGUUUGCAAAUGACAACAGAAGAGAGAAAAACAAUGAGUCUUUUUCUGUCUCUGUUUACCUUUUUUUAAAGUUUAUUUUGUAAGGGGUGUGAGUGGAUGACUGUUCAGCAGAAGGAACCAUUGUUGUACAUGAGUCUAAUAAAUGCAAACGUUCUAAUGUC